Ricinus communis (castor bean) is the source of this 1565-nucleotide messenger RNA. RefSeq lists its product as uncharacterized. The transcript is spliced from 5 exons. The coding region runs from base 237 to 983 and encodes 248 amino acids. The record is from RefSeq and is a predicted model, not a curated record. NCBI's taxonomy places the organism in Eukaryota, Viridiplantae, Streptophyta, Magnoliopsida, Malpighiales, Euphorbiaceae.
AGCGUGAGGAAGAGGUCCGUACACAAACAAGAAACCUCCGAAUUUAAAGUGAAAAAGAAAGAAAGAAAGAAAGAAAGAAAACAGAGGAUGAAUUGAGUGAAACUAAUAAUAAUAAUAAUAAAUGAAAAAUUAAAUAGGGGUGUGAAACUGAAAUGUAGUCCCGCCGUUUUGGAUCUGUUUCAUUUUCUUUUUAUUGUUUCAAUUUUGUUUGGAAUCAAAGAAAGUGAAAAGAGCGGAUGAUGUUUUGUGGAGUGGUCAAAGAUCGAUUGCAGAAUUGGAUUAGGGAUUAUGAUAGUCUUCAAUAUCUGGCUGUCAUCCUUAUUUAUAUUCAGAUUGGGUGCGCUCUGAUUGGAUCGCUGGGAGCAUUGUACAAUGGAGUUUUGCUAAUUAAUCUGGGAAUUGCAUUGUUCGCACUUGUUGCCAUCGAAAGUAGCAGUCAGAGUUUGGGUCGUACUUACGCUGUUCUUCUCUUCUGUUCCCUUUUCCUUGAUAUUUCUUGGUUCAUUCUUUUCACUCAUGAUAUUUGGAACAUUUCUUCAGAGACAUAUGGAAUAUUCUUUGUUUUUUCUGUCAAACUCACUCUAUCUAUGCAAAUUGUUGGUUUUUCUGUGCGCUUGUCCUCCUCUUUGUUGUGGAUUCAGAUUUAUAGAUUAGGGGUUUCUUACGCCGAAAGUAGUGGUACCCGAGAGGCUGAUUAUGAUUUAAGAAAUAGUUUUCUCAGUCCUGUUACUCCUGCUGCUGUACCUCGAGAGUGCUCUGAUUCUGAUGUUGUUUUAGGCGGAUCCAUUUAUGAUCCUGCUUAUUUCUCAUCGCUCUUUGACGAUGGUCGCAACAAUAGAAACUUACGUCCGGAUCAAAAUUCCAGUAUUCUUGACAAUGGUUCUACUUCUAGUGUUGAAGCUUCUCAGUUGAAGUUGUCCAUAAGCAGAUCUUUUCAGGUUAUAGAUGAGGAAAAUGAUGCAUGCCAGCCAGAGACUGUUUAAGUUGUUCUGGCGUUCUAGACGUCAUAGCAAUUCCCAUGGUGUUAAUGGUUUUGAGGCUGAUUUCUUUGGUGAGGCCAGUUGUGUGCGGUAGUGGUACUUGUACAGUUUCUGAUUUUUGCCAUUACCCACACAAGAUGAGAUGAUAGUUGCCGAUCUCCAAAGUCUAAAGAACCUCAAGUGCAACUUUCUCUGUGAGAGUAUGAUGAUAAUGUCGAUGGUUCGACCGGUCUUGCUAUUUGAGUGGCAAUAUCUGAGUUAUUAUGCGAUAUUAAGCUGAGGAUGCUAUCUGCAGCCUGCAGGUAUGGAUGCUGAUCCAAUAAGCAUAUUUUGCGGGCGGACCAAUUUCAUCGGCAUCAUGGUGCACUCCAAUUGGCUAUAUGCUGUCUCUAGUUCCAACUGGCAAUGACUUCUUGUUUUGAAGAGCUUCUGAACGGAUAAAAUUUAUCUCUUUACAGUGCCAAAUUUAUAUCAAUUUUUUCCUCAUUGGUUAUUCUUUUUCUUUUCACCUUUUAAAAGGGUGGUCUCCUCUUUGAAUUUUCACUCUUAUUUGAAUUGGAUUUGCAAAUAGUUGCAUUACUUGAA